This is a messenger RNA of Closterium sp. Yama58-4, 2070 nucleotides long. NCBI's taxonomy places the organism in Eukaryota, Viridiplantae, Streptophyta, Zygnematophyceae, Desmidiales, Closteriaceae. The record is from the annotation of a GenBank genome assembly.
AUGGCAGCAGUGCCAGCGCCGUCGCCGGGGCCUACAGGAGCGCGGAUUGCGGCUCAGACAUUCACGUUCCGAGAACUGGAGCGAGCGACGGGCGGGUUUUCCGAGAAGAAUUUCAUAGGCGAGGGCGGGUUCGGUCGCGUGUACAAAGGAUGGCUAGAGUCUACCGGCCAGGUGGUAGCGGUGAAGCAGUUGGAUAGAAACGGCGUGCAGGGAAAUCGGGAAUUCUUGGUUGAGGUGCUCAUGCUCAGCCUGCUGCACCAUCCGAAUCUCGUGAAUCUCAUUGGUUACUGCGCGGACGGCGAUCAACGGCUGCUAGUGUACGAAUUUAUGCCACGUGGCGCUCUUGAGGAUCACCUUCAUGACCUACCCGAGGGCAGGGCGAGUCUGGAGUGGAGCAAGCGCAUGAGAGUAGCAGCAGGGGCAGCCAAGGGCCUCGAGUACCUGCACGAAGAGGCCUCCCCGCCCGUCAUCUACCGCGAUUUCAAGUCCUCCAACAUUCUCCUAGACGAGAACUGGCACCCGAAGCUCUCGGAUUUUGGGCUCGCGAAGCUGGGGCCUGUGGGGGACAAGACGCAUGUUUCGACGCGCGUGAUGGGCACGUAUGGGUACUGCGCGCCCGAGUAUGCGAUGACGGGGCAGCUCACGGUUAAGAGCGAUGUGUAUAGUUUCGGAGUGGUGCUGCUGGAGCUGAUCACGGGGCGCAAGGCCAUUGACAGCUCGAGGCCGCAUGGAGAGCACAACCUCGUUGCUUGGGCGCGGCCGCUGUUCAAGGACAGGAGGAAGUUCCCAGCCAUGGCGGACCCCUUGCUACAGGGCCGCUACCCCAUGCGCGGGCUGUACCAGGCGCUGGCCGUCGCUGCCAUGUGCCUGCAGGAGCAGGCCAGCCAGCGACCCAUGAUUCAUGAUGUGGUUACCGCGCUCAACUACCUGUCGUCGCAGCCCUACGACCCAAAUAACAACCCGCAACCCAGCACGCCUGGCAGAUACACGCCAGGCACGACGCCCCUUCAUGAGAAGAAGGGAUCUCGCUCACCCCGACGCAUGGCGUAUUUCGUCAACUGGGCGGGCAUGGACCCAUCCGUCAUCCCUGCUGCCAGCCUCACACAUGUCUUCUACGCCUUUGCCCUCGUCGAUGCCACUACAUACCAGGUCGUCCCCUCCAACCCAGCCGUUGAUGUCACCCAGGGCCUCUAUCUGCGCUUCAACUCUGCCUUAAAAACUGCCAACCCCGCCAUCAAAACUCUCCUCUCCAUCGGGGGCUAUUCCGCCGGCACCGCCACAUUCACCAACGCCGCCUCCUCCCCCUCCUCCCGCUCCGCCUUCAUCCAAUCCGCGAUCCAUUUCGCCCGAUCGUACAAUUUUGACGGUCUGGAUAUUGACUGGGAGUACCCGACCGGGCAGAUGGCACUUUUCUCUGCCCUGCUCACGGACUUCCGGGCGGCGAUCGAGUCCGAAGCGGCAAGUUCGGGUAAACCGAAGCUGCUUCUGACAGCAGCGGUUUCUGCCUACGAGCCGACUGUUACGCAGGCAUACAAUGUUCCGACGCUUAACAAUACACUGGACUUUGUUAACAUAAUGACGUAUUAUCUGCACGGGUCGUGGGAGGCAAAGACCGGCAUGCACACUGCUCUGGAGGAUCUGAGCAACCCGCAGCUGAGCCUCAAGGGUGCCAUGGCUGCCUGGGUGUCCCGAGGCUUGGCCCGAAGCAAGGCCAUGCUAGGCUUGGCGAUGUACGGCCGAACCUGGACUUUAGCCUCGACGAGCAGCACUGGGGUUGGAGCUGCGGCUACCGGGCCUGGGCUGGCUGGGUCUGUGAGCCGGGAGGCUGGUGUCCUCUUUUACAGGGAGAUCUCUCAGAUGGUAGCCACUGGUGGUUACAAAGCUACACUUCAUACGCCAUCGUCAUCCAUGUAUGCGGUGAAGGGUAACCAGUGGGUUGGUUACGACAACCCAUCCACCAUCACCACAAAGGUUAAUUAUGCCAAGGCGCAAAGCUUUGGAGGGUGGUUCUUUUGGGCCCUGAACCAAGACGCCAACAAUGCUUUGCUCAGUGCUGCGUUGGCUGUGUGA